This is a messenger RNA of Purpureocillium takamizusanense, 1613 nucleotides long. Its product is annotated as methyltransferase. Gene Ontology annotation, biological process: tRNA methylation. The coding region runs from base 107 to 1123 and encodes 338 amino acids. Gene Ontology annotation, cellular component: cytoplasm. The record is from RefSeq and is a predicted model, not a curated record. NCBI's taxonomy places the organism in Eukaryota, Fungi, Ascomycota, Sordariomycetes, Hypocreales, Ophiocordycipitaceae. The transcript has 2 exons. Gene Ontology annotation, molecular function: tRNA methyltransferase activity.
CUCCGCUACUCUCGUCGCCCUAUCAAUUUGAUGAACCGAACGCGCUUGCCGGCAGAAAAUCGUACCACCCACGAGAAAGCUGUUGUCUGCUGCAGAGACUGACUGCAUGCGGAACUGGGAAAUGCAGCGGCGCUCGCUGCCUGCGCCCGCAGCCUCGUUUCGCGACAAGAAGGCAAAGAUCUUGCGGCAACUGGGUGUGCCGGACGCAGAAUACUUUGACGCCUCGCCCAAAGGGUCCGUCGACGAAGGUAUCCGCGACCUGAUUGACGAGAUCAACCGCGCCGAAGGCUUCGUCACGACAAGCAGCUGCGCCGGUCGUGUGAGCGUGUUCCUCGAGGGCAGGAAAGGGGCUGCAGCGGCCGCGGCGUCUGAAGAUGACGAUGGUGCCGUGAGGGAUGAUGGGCUUGUACGACAGCAGCCGCGACAGGUAGCUGGCGUGGGCGGAAAGGGCGCUGGCGGCACAUGGCUUCAUGUGUCCCAUGACCCUGUUGCCUGCGAGGCUGACGAGGAUUUCCACGCCUGGGUAACGAGCUUGGGUUUCAAGACCGCGGACAAUGAGUCUGCAUGUUCAAGUACAAGUGGCGCCAGCGCGGAGCGCAGACUUAUUCACUUCAAAUUCGAACCCAUGAUCCUCCAUGUCCUGACCUCGUCCCUUGCCCACGCACAGCUGAUGGUCCGCGUCGCACUGCAAGCUGGUUUCCGUGAGUCAGGCGCUAUUAAUAUCGCGGAGCCCUCUUCGCCUGACGGCCAGGCCGCGACGCCCAUUGUCGCAGUCCGCUCCAUGGGCUUGGGCUUCGAGUCCCUGCUCGGGUACGACGAGGUCCAGCCGGACGGGCAGUGCUGGCGGCGGCGGCGACUCGUCGACGUGGAGUACCUGCGUACGGUGUUGGGCAUCGGAAACGAGCGGUUCUCGGAAAAUGCGAAGCGCAUCCAGAGGUUCCGCGAGUCCUUCAGGGUGGCGCUGCGAGAUCCGGAGCCGAGGAAGAACCCCGCGGGCGGGGAGUGGGAGGACGCGGCGCAGCGGAAGGAGAGGAUGCGAGCCGAGGGGCUGAGGAGGAAAGCCGAGCUUGACGCGGAAAAGAGCCAGGAGCGUGCCGCAGAAGAAGCAGAUGUGGCUCCGUGACGGAUGUGCGCGAGUUGAUCACCAGACACCGAUAUCCGACAUGUACGGACACCCCACAUCCAACGACACACGUUGUAGAAAGAGAUUCGACGCAAGCUCUUAGUGAGAGCUGUGGCGUCCUGAAGAACUGCUCGUGCGCCGUUGACACUCGAAACAUCUGGGCUUACAGCACGCAAAGAGCGGCUUCACGUCAUGGUAGAUGCGACGAUGUCACGAGGUCAGUGGCGCUGCUUGAUGCACCGUCAUGAGAGUGACGCAGACCCCCGUUGGUCCGUAACGUCGGCGUUGCCAAUCGACGGCUCUAUAUAGAUAGAGGCUCUUGAGACGGGCUUGCUUCAGGAUGCUGAGGCAUUGGGCAUGGGAGUAGAACUGUGCCAUAUCUGUUACAACACAGGCCAAGGUGCAAGGAAACACGAGAAACUCCUGUUGUUUUAUGCCUUUAUAUUCUAUGCAGUUUUGGCCGCCGUCGACGCUGUAAAUGUACACAUCC